Molecule: messenger RNA, 1668 nt
Organism: Hymenoscyphus albidus
Lineage: Eukaryota; Fungi; Ascomycota; Leotiomycetes; Helotiales; Helotiaceae
Source: the annotation of a GenBank genome assembly
AUACUCCUUUGAAUGAAUGGCCAACCAAAACCUGGAAAAACAGGUUUUUGGGCGUAGCGCUUGGCCUAUUGCGUAAUUGCUGGAAGUUGUGAGAGUGAACCAGAUAUAUAAGAGUGCUUGAUCUCCAUCAACAUCCCCUUCCUUCUUCAUAAACACAACAUCGUCUCGAAUACCACAAUUUGAUCUCGAUACUCAAUCAACAAAACAACACUUUCAUACCCAAUUCACAAACAACACUCAAGAACUCAAUACCCUCAUCAUGUCUGGAGUUAUCAACAAAGCUAAGGAAGUCAUUCCAGGUGCUCACCCAACUCACACCACUGGCACUCAUACUACCGGCACCCACACUGGUACUACUGAGGGUCUAGCUGGACACCACAACAGCAGAGCCGCAAAUGCUGCUGAUCCAAGAAUCGAUAGUGAUUUGGAUGGUAGCCGAAACCUUGGAGCUGCUCACAACACUAUCCACACAACCGGUGGUGGUUUGCCGGGUACUUCCCACACUGGAGGCGGAUUGACUGGACACAACACCACUGGUGGCGGCUUGACUGGCACUUCUCACAACACUACUACCGGCGGUUCAGGAUUGACUGGCCACAGCAAUGCCAAACCAAACACCACUGGUCUUACAGGCGCUGGCCACUCCACCAACACCACUGCUGGUCCUCACAAGGUUUGUUUCCUUUGCUUUUGACCGAGUAAUUACUAAUUAAUUUCACAGAGCGAUCUCCUAAACAAGGCUGACCCAAGAAUCGAUUCUGACUUGAGCAAGACUGGGGGCCAUGCCCACACCAUUGGAGCUCAAGACAAGCACAACAAUGCUGGCGGAACUUUUGGUACACACAACACCCCUUCAACCCACACUGGUACUACCCACAACACCCACACAACUGGAAGUGGUUUGACUGGUACUACUCACAACACACACACAACUGGUGGCCUAACAGGCUCAACUGGUCACUCCACCAACGCUGGUCCUCACAGCUCCAACCUCGCCAACAAGGCUGACCCAAAGGUCGACUCCGAUCUUGAUGGUCGUGCCACCCACGGUGGAGUUGCAGGAACCGUCGCCUCGCACGUCAAGCCUGGCCCAGCACCCAACACUGCUGGCCCACACAAGAGCGAUCUCCUCAACAAGCUGGACCCAAGAGUUGACUCGAACUUGGAUGGCUCCAAGACUGUCGGAGGAAACAAGACUUAUGCGUAAGCAAAUGAUCUUCCAUCAGAGGUUCGCACCAAUAUUUUUAUUCCACCCCUUCCAUUAUAGAAAAGCAGCCUCUUCUUCUUCCCCUCAUCCAAUACGCAACUAACAUUUUUCACAGAGAAACAUAUGCACACAAGGACUCUUAUGACGCAUCUCAAGUUCCCCCCUCUGUCUUUGCAGCCCACCAUGGCUCGCCGGAGAUUUUGCACGGGGAUCAUGCUCAUGAUCGGGCUGGUCGACAUGGUUCUCUCUCUCAUCAGGAGCAAUAUCGUGGUAUUUAGGUACUAGGGUGCUGGAUCAUAUUCUUUCCUUGUCUUUUUCACGAAUGCGAAUCAUGAUACCAUGGAUGGAGAUUUUUCUUUCCUUUUCCUUUCCUUUUUAUGAAUGAUUGUACCAAUAGUCUAAGCAUAGGCAUGGGAUGGAGUAGCUAGCUAGUUAGUUAAUAUCAAGGAUUUAUUCUUGAA